Molecule: messenger RNA, 708 nt
Organism: Mesorhabditis spiculigera
Lineage: Eukaryota; Metazoa; Nematoda; Chromadorea; Rhabditida; Rhabditidae
Source: the annotation of a GenBank genome assembly
AUGGAUCGAGCCGUCUCUUUUUGGAUGACCAUCCCAAUGUGCUUCCUCGAAUUCCUCUUCGGCGUCACGAUACGCGUUUCCGGUGAUGAGAUUGAGCUUGACAAGCCUGCUAUGAUUGUUAUGAAUCAUCGGACAAGACUUGAUUGGAUGUAUAUUUGGUCAGCCCUGUAUCAAAUGAAUCCAUGGCUCAUCACUUCCAAUAAAAUUUCCAUGAAAAAGGAACUAAAAUAUUUGCCUGGAGCCGGCUUUGGUAUGGCCGCAAAUCAAUUCGUAUUUUUGGAGCGAAAUAUUGAGAAGGAUCGGCAAAGUGUCGAAAACGCGAUUGAAUAUUAUGCAGAUAGCGGGAAUAGCUAUCAGAUCCUCCUAUUCCCCGAAGGAACCGAUAAAACUGAUUGGACAACAGCCAAGAGCAAUUCUUAUGCGAAGAAAAAUGGAUUAGCUCAAUUAGAAUAUCUGCUCUAUCCGCGAAUUGCUGGUUUUUAUCAUUUAUUGAACAAAAUGCGACAAGAAGAUUAUAUUACCUACAUCUACGAUAUCACCAUCGCUUAUCCAUACAAUACAGUACAAACUGAGGUUCAUUUGAUUGGAAAAGGGGAUGCGCCAAAAGAGGUCCACUUCCACAUCCAGAAAAUUCCGAUCUCAGACAUUCCCGAGAACAGAAGCGGGUGCGGGUGCCUGGUUGACAAAACUGUGGAUGGAAAAAGAGAA